Molecule: messenger RNA, 2291 nt
Organism: Thermothielavioides terrestris NRRL 8126
Lineage: Eukaryota; Fungi; Ascomycota; Sordariomycetes; Sordariales; Chaetomiaceae
Exons: 4
Coding region: 298-2181 (627 amino acids)
Biological process (GO): protein phosphorylation
Cellular component (GO): nucleus; cytoplasm; plasma membrane
Molecular function (GO): ATP binding; protein serine/threonine kinase activity
Source: RefSeq, a predicted model, not a curated record
CGGACCGUGAGUUUGCGUCAGCGGUGCGUGGUGCUGACCCGGGAGUCCCCGCUGCCUGCCCUGUAAUGUUACUGUGGUAGGGGCCUGAAUCCCUGUUGACAGAGGUACCCACGGCUCGCUGUGCUGCGGGCAUCUGCCGUCCCCCCAACAUAGCCUCCCUGGUUCGCCUACCAUCCGUCCGGUCCAGUGCCCACCUCAUCCACGUCCACAACCAACAUCCCAAUUCUGCGUUCCGAACCGCCAUGGCCCGGUCCUCAUGAUUCAGGCAUCACGAAGACGACAACCACCGCCCUUAGGAUGCCGUCCACCAAGACCGCCAAUGGCGACAGCCAUUUCCCGCAGCGCCUGAAGAAUUUCUUCCGCAUCAACUCCGGCAGCCGCGACCGCGCCGACACGGCCGCCCAGGCCCACGGCGGCGCCGCCCGCACCGACUCCAAGACCGCCUUCCGCCAGACGAGGUUCUUCAGCGUCGGCCGCCUGCGCAGCGCUACCACCGCCAGCGAGGGCAACCCGCUCGACGAGACCCUCAGCCCGACCGCCCACGCGAACCCCUACUUCGCCCACCAGGGCCAGCCCGGCCUCCGCCAUCACAAUGAGGGCUCCGUGCCACCGAGCCCGCCCGACACUCCCGUGCUGAAGGUCGUCGGCCCCAACGGCGGCCCUCCCGAGAAGACCGCCGCGGGGACCAAGGAGGAGCUCGCGCGGAAGCUGAGGAGGGUGGCCAGCGCCCCGAAUGCCCAGGGUCUGUUCGCCAAGGGAGGCGGCCCUGACGGGGACCGGCCCGCCACCGCCGAGAUGGGCAAGGAGCCGCUGGAGCAGAGCGGCGACUCAAAUACGGUGGGCUUCGCUGACGGCGCCGGCGCCGGCGCCAACGGAGCGGCCUCCGGUUCUUCUCUCGCGCCGCCCGAGUCGGACAGCCUCGGCGCGCUGCCGCCGCCGAACCCGACGCCGCUCGCCUUCCGCAGGACGUACAGCUCAAAUUCCAUCAAGGUCCGGAACGUCGAGGUCGGCCCGCAGAGCUUCGACAAGAUCAAGCUGAUCGGCAAGGGGGACGUGGGCAAGGUGUACCUGGUGAGGGAAAAGAAGAGCAACAGGUUGUAUGCCAUGAAGGUGCUGAGCAAAAAGGAGAUGAUCAAGCGGAACAAGAUCAAGAGGGCGCUGGCAGAGCAGGAGAUCCUGGCCACGAGCAACCACCCGUUCAUCGUCACGCUCUAUCACUCGUUCCAAUCGGAGGACUACCUCUACCUGUGCAUGGAGUACUGCAGCGGCGGCGAGUUCUUCAGGGCGUUGCAGACCCGUCCCGGAAAGUGCAUAUCCGAGGACGACGCCCGGUUCUACGCGGCCGAGGUGACGGCGGCGUUGGAGUAUCUGCACCUCAUGGGCUUUAUCUACCGGGAUUUGAAACCAGAAAAUAUCCUGCUGCAUCAGUCCGGCCACAUCAUGCUCUCAGAUUUCGACCUCUCAAAGCAGUCGGAUCCGGGCGGAAAGCCCACUAUGAUCAUCGGUAAGAACGGCACCAGCCCGAACUCGCUACCGACCAUCGACACCAAAUCGUGCAUCGCCAACUUCCGGACCAACUCGUUCGUCGGGACGGAGGAGUACAUCGCGCCCGAGGUGAUCAAGGGCAGCGGGCACACCAGCGCCGUCGACUGGUGGACGCUCGGCAUCCUGAUCUACGAGAUGCUGUACGGCACGACGCCGUUCAAGGGCAAGAACCGCAACGCGACGUUUGCCAACAUCCUGCGGGAGGACAUUCCGUUCCCAGACCACGCGGGCGCGCCGCAAAUAUCCAACCUCUGCAAAUCCCUCAUCCGCAAGCUCCUGAUCAAGGACGAGAACCGCCGGCUCGGCGCCCGCGCGGGCGCCUCCGACAUCAAGUCGCACCCCUUCUUCCGCACGACCCAGUGGGCGCUGAUCCGCCACAUGAAGCCGCCCAUCAUCCCGCACCAGGGCCGCGGCAUCGACACGGUCAACUUCCGCAACGUCAAGGAGAGCGAGAGCGUCGACAUCAGCGGCUCGCGGCCCAUGCACACCACCAAGAUGGUCGGCGUGCCCCUCGACAGCGGCCUCGCUACCCCCGGCGCCGCCGACGCGCCGGACCCGUUCGAGGAGUUCAACAGCGUCACGCUGCACCAUGACGGCGAUGACGAGCAGUAUGCCAGUGAGGGGUAUGAGUCGUAGGUGAGGAGAUUUUUGGGGGGGGAGGGGGGUUGCGAGACUUUUAGCGGGCUAGUGGUGUGCGAUGGAGCAAGACACCCUCUUUCCUUGAAACCUUCCAUGUGUGUGUGCGU